Molecule: messenger RNA, 533 nt
Organism: Capsicum annuum
Lineage: Eukaryota; Viridiplantae; Streptophyta; Magnoliopsida; Solanales; Solanaceae
Product: bifunctional bis(5'-adenosyl)-triphosphatase/adenylylsulfatase FHIT
Molecular function (GO): catalytic activity
Source: RefSeq, a predicted model, not a curated record
CAUGUGCUUGUCUGCCCAAGGCGUGAAAUACAGCGGUUUGCUGAGCUUACUACUGAUGAGACUAGCGACUUGUGGCUUACAGCACAAAAAGUUGGCAAGCAACUUGAGUCAUACCACAAGGCAUCUUCUCUUACAUUUGCAAUCCAAGAUGGACCCCAGGCAGGACAGACUGUUCCUCAUGUUCAUAUUCAUGUCAUCCCACGCAAAAGUGGUGAUUUUGAAAAGAAAGAUGAGAUUUAUGAUGCUCUGGACUUGAAAGAGAAAGAGAUGAAGCAGUCACUUGAUUUGGACAAGGAACGGAAGGACAGAAGAAUUGAGGAGAUGGCUGAAGAGGCAGCUGAAUAUAGAAAACUUUUCUAGUGAAGAGGCCUGCAUCAUCUCAUUAUUACUCUUUAGAGUUCAGCUGUUCCUCAAGUGCUUUAUUGACCACCAGUUUUGGUGUUGAUCUAACAUUUGGAUUUCUUGUAAACUAAUGGGAUUAACAUUCUGCUUCUUAUUGAUAUAACAACUGAAGCUGUUGCUGUUUUCUCCUA